UUGUACUUCAAGGCGGUCAGACAAGCUGAAACGUCCUUUCGUAUUUUUGGUUAGAAAUACCUGUGCGGUACGCGAUCGAACGCGAGCGUUCGACAAAUAUUUAAUCAGGAACUAAACAUCCCGCUUUGACAUGAGUCGAUUCUUUGCUACUGGCUCGGACUCGGAAUCCGACAGCUCAUCGGAGGAAGAGCAGAUUCCACGAGCACCGGCAGCAGCCUAUACGUUCAGUGAUGAGGAAGAAGAAACAAAGAGGGUCGUGCGAUCGACCAAAGAGAAGCGUUAUGAGGAAAUAACAAACUUGAUAAAGUUGAUCCGAAAUUACAAGAAGAUUAAGGACAUGAGUAGCAUGUUGACGAGUUUCGAAGAUCUGUGUAGAGCCUAUCAGAAAGCACUGACAGUAAUAAUGAAGGAAGAGGGUGGUCAGACACCACGUUUUUACCUGAGAUGUUUGGUUGAAAUGGAAGAUUUCAUAAACGAGGUGUGGGAAGAUAGGGAAGGUCGCAAGAACAUGUCGAAAAAUAAUUCGAAAUCUCUGACGUCGUUGCGUCAAAAACUGCGCAAGUAUAAUAAAGAUUUUGAGGAAGAAAUCGCGAAAUUCCGUGAAAAUCCAGAUCAGGAUGACGACGAGGAGGAGGAAAAAGCUGAAGAAGUUAAAGAAUCGGACGAGGAAGAAGAUGGCGCAGCAAUGUUCAAGAAGUCGAGUUUCGAGCCGACUGCUCCAGAUACGUCGAAAUUUAAGAAAGGUCCUGCAACCGGUGAUGAUGCGAGCGAGAGCGAUUCCGAUUGGGGAAGCGAUAGUGAUAGCGAUAGCGAUAGCAGUGACGACGAUGGCCAGUACCAGAAUCUCCGUGAGCGUUUCAUAAAAAAAGCUACCGACAAGGAGGACGACGAGGAUAAGACGAAGAAAAAGGAACAACGGAAGGAGCGUAAAGAGAAAGAACGCAAGAAGAAACGUGACGAAGAUGAUGGUGAAGGCGAAUGGGAAACUGUGAAAGGUGGCGUCGCAAUACCAUCGGAGAAGCCUAAAAUGUUCGCCAAGGAUGCAGAAAUCAACGUACCAGCUGUAUUGAAAAAAUUGUCGGAAGUAAUAGCAGCGCGUGGAAAAAAACGUACCGACCGACGAGAGCAAAUCGAGCUUCUUCACGAGCUCCAAUCUAUCGCUGAGACGCACAAUCUCGGACCUGCUGUUGCAGUUAAAAUCAAGUUUUCCAUAGUCUCGUCUAUCUUCGAUUACAAUCCCAAAGUUUCGGACGCCAUGAAACCUGAAUAUUGGUCCAAAUUACUAGAGCGUAUAUCCGAAAUGUUGGACAUGCUUUCGGCAACACCAGACAUGCAAAUCGCCGAGAAUAUCAAUGAGGAUUCGGAGGAAUUUGAAACGCCACCGUUCAAACUUCACGGUUGUGUUUUGACUCUUGUCGAACGAUUGGACGAGGAAUUCACGAAAUUAUUGAAAGAAUGUGAUCCUCACAGUAACGAGUACGUUGAGAGAUUGAAAGACGAGAAGCAAGUCGCCGGUAUAAUCGACAAAGUACAAGAGUAUCUCGAGAGACACGGUAGCGUUACUGAAUUGUGUCGCGUUUAUCUUCGCAAAAUCGAACAUCUUUAUUACAAAUUUGAUCCGAGCGUACUGAAGCAAAAAGAUGGUGAAAUUGGUAAAGAAGUCGUGACCUCUGUACAGGUUAUGGAAAAAUUAUGCAAAUACGUUUACGCCCACGACAACACUGAUCGUCUGCGUACACGAGCUAUUUUAUCCCACAUUUAUCACCAUGCUCUUCACGACAAUUGGUUCCAAGCGCGUGAUCUUAUCCUGAUGUCGCAUCUUCAAGAAACCAUCCAGCAUUCCGAUCCCGCAACGCAAAUUCUGUACAAUCGUACGAUAGCGCAUCUCGGUUUGUGCGCCUUCCGCCAUGCGAAUAUCAAGGACGCGCAUAAUUGUCUCGUCGAUCUCAUGGUCACGGGUAAGGUAAAGGAACUUUUGGCACAGGGUCUCUUGCCACAGCGUCAACACGAGAGAAGCAAGGAGCAGGAAAAAAUUGAAAAACAACGACAGAUGCCAUUCCACAUGCACAUCAAUCUUGAAUUGUUGGAAUGCGUUUAUCUUGUUUCCGCAAUGCUCAUCGAGAUCCCUUACAUGGCCGCACACGAGUUCGACGCCAGGAGACGUAUGAUUUCAAAAACUUUUUAUCAACAACUGCGUUCCAGCGAACGUCAGUCACUCGUUGGCCCGCCCGAAUCUAUGAGAGAACACGUCGUAGCAGCUGCUAAGGCAAUGAGAAAUGGAAACUGGUCUGCUUGCAAUAAGUUCAUCAUAAAUGAUAAAAUGAACGCUAAAGUAUGGGAUCUUUUCCACCAAGCCGACAAAGUACGCUCUAUGCUUACUCGUCUCAUCAAAGAAGAGGCUUUACGAACUUAUCUCUUCACGUAUUCUCACGUCUAUGAUUCAAUAUCGAUGCCAACUCUCGCCGAAAUGUUCCAACUUAAGCGUCCUGUCGUGCACUCGAUCAUCAGUAAAAUGAUCAUCAACGAGGAGCUAAUGGCUUCGCUCGACGACCCCUCGGAAACUGUUGUUAUGCAUCGCAGCGAACCGAGUCGUCUACAAUCGCUCGCUCUUCAAUUGACCGACAAAGUAAACAAUUUCGUCGACUCGAACGAGCGUAUAUUCGAAAUGAAACAGGGCAACUUCUUCUCGAGAGGUGGUAACCAGGGCAACUUCCGCGAUCGCCAAAAUUACAAUCGUCAGGGACAAGAUUGGGGCAGGCAGAGACGCGAUCGCGAACGUAAUCGCGAAGAGAAUCGUAAUUACUGAUCUUCGAUGAAAUAACAACUUUUUUCUUCUAUCAUGUUUUUUUAGCUCCGUGCUUUUAUCAGAAUUGCAGGAGACGAAAAAAACUAUCGCAUCGAAAAUCCCGAUACAAAGCGCUUUUUGCGAGCUCUUCUAUGGUCGUGUAAACAAUCGUUCAGAUUUUCAUCUGAAACAUUGUAAAAGAUAACCUUGUCAUAAAUAAAACAAUUAUUUGAAACAAAAAAUAAAA
Molecule: messenger RNA, 3032 nt
Organism: Venturia canescens
Lineage: Eukaryota; Metazoa; Arthropoda; Insecta; Hymenoptera; Ichneumonidae
Gene: eIF3c
Product: eukaryotic translation initiation factor 3 subunit c
Exons: 3
Coding region: 131-2806 (891 amino acids)
Biological process (GO): translational initiation
Cellular component (GO): eukaryotic translation initiation factor 3 complex
Molecular function (GO): translation initiation factor activity; RNA binding; translation initiation factor binding
Source: RefSeq, a predicted model, not a curated record